UUGGAAGGAAGCUGUCUUUUCACUGUCCUAGGCCAUUGCCACAGCUCCGUGGAUGGUCAGUCGGGAGGCUGUGCCCUUUCCCCCAGGAACUCAGUCAAGUGGGCAGCCUGAAGAUGGCUAAUUACACGUUGGCACCAGAGGAUGAGUAUGAUGUCCUCAUAGAGGGCGACCUGGAGAAUAAUGAGAUAGAACAAUGUGACAGCGAUGACGCCAAUACCCUCUCAACCCAGCUGGUGCCGCAGCUCUGCUCCACGGUGUUCGUGGCCGGUCUCCUGGGAAAUAUCUUGGUUGUGCUUAUCCUGGUAAAAUAUAAAGGACUCAAACACGUGGAAAAUAUCUAUUUUCUAAACUUGGCAGUUUCUAAUGUGUGCUUCCUGCUUGCCCUGCCAUUCUGGGCUCACGCUGCUGCACAUGGGGGGAGUCUUGGCCAGCCUGCGUGUAAGGUCCUCGUGGGACUCCAUGCCUUAGGUGUGUACGGCCAGGCUCUUUUCAAUACCCUUCUGACUGUGCAAAGGUACCUGGUGUUCUUCCAAGUGGGAAGCUUUUCCCCGGCCACCAGGAUGGUGCCCUGCACCAUCACUACAAGCAUCCUGGUGUGGAUAAUGAUCAUUCUGGUCACUUUGCCUGAAUUCAUGUUUUAUAAGGCCCAGAUGGCAGGCCAGAAGUACAAGUGCUCGUUUAGCAGACCUUACUUCCUCCCAGCUGAUGAGACAUUCUGGAAGCAUCUCCUGACCUUAAAGAUGAACAUUUUGGUAUUUGUUUUCCCGCUGUCUGUUUUUAUGUUCUGCUACGUGCGAAUGAGGAAAACACUACAGUUCAGGGAGAGCAGGUAUGGCCUUUUCAAGCUCGUUUUUGCCAUAAUGGUUGUCUUCCUUCUGAUGUGGGCACCAUACAAUAUUGCCCUUUUCCUGUCUGCUUUCAAAGAGUACUUCUCCCUACAUGACUGCAAGAGCAACUACAACCUGGACAGAAGUGUCCAGGUAACGAAAAUCAUUGCCACCACCCACUGCUGCGUCCCCCCUCUCCUCCAUGUGGCUCUCAACAAGGCAUUUAGGAAGUACCUCUGCCACCUUUUCCAUCUGUGUAAUAACACUCCACUUCAGCCCAGGGAGGAAUCUGCACAAGGGACAGCCUGGGACCAACAUGACCAUUCCACUGAAGUGUAA
Cynocephalus volans (Philippine flying lemur) is the source of this 1166-nucleotide messenger RNA. It is a transcript of the gene CCRL2, whose product is annotated as C-C motif chemokine receptor like 2. The coding region runs from base 114 to 1166 and encodes 350 amino acids. Gene Ontology annotation, cellular component: membrane; external side of plasma membrane. NCBI's taxonomy places the organism in Eukaryota, Metazoa, Chordata, Mammalia, Dermoptera, Cynocephalidae. The record is from RefSeq and is a predicted model, not a curated record. Gene Ontology annotation, molecular function: C-C chemokine receptor activity; C-C chemokine binding. Gene Ontology annotation, biological process: cell chemotaxis; calcium-mediated signaling; immune response. The transcript is spliced from 2 exons.